This is a messenger RNA of Glycine soja, 1344 nucleotides long. RefSeq lists its product as uncharacterized. Lineage: Eukaryota; Viridiplantae; Streptophyta; Magnoliopsida; Fabales; Fabaceae. Gene Ontology annotation, molecular function: DNA-binding transcription factor activity, RNA polymerase II-specific. The coding region runs from base 698 to 1126 and encodes 142 amino acids. The record is from RefSeq and is a predicted model, not a curated record. The transcript is spliced from 2 exons.
UACUAGGUACAUCCAACAUUAUUGUUGGUGCACCCAAUAUUUAAAAAAAAAAAGCCAGAAAUGCUCCUUCUUCUAUCUUCUUCUUUAAAAAGGUGGGUGCACAGUGCUUUUCGCUGUGAAACUUUUUUUUCUUCCAUUUCUCUCUUCCGUGUGAUUUUUUCUUGCAAUAGGUGAGCUUCGGUGAAAGUGAAGGGGCUGGUCGGUGUUUAAUGUUGUGGUGAUUGGUUCGACGUCGGCGACAAACGAGCUACACAUUUCUGCUGGGUGUGCGUGAGUGAGGUGGUCUGUAAAUCAUAUGGAUCAACUUAAUCCGUAAGACUGAUACGAAUCAAGUUGAUCCGUAUGUUGAUAUUAAACGUACGGAUCAAGUUGAUCCGUAUAAGCCUUAUGGAUCAACUUGAUCCAUAAGCUUAUACGGAUUUUGAAUUUGUAACAUUUAUUUAAGUUUAAUUUUUUUAAUUAUUACUUUGUUUAUAUUGUCAUUUUAAAAAAUAAUUUAAUUGUUUAUACGUGUAGAAUGAUAUAGGGUUUUUGCAUUUUACUAAUUAUGAGUUAUUGUGACUGACAGUAAAAGAUUAGAUGUAUUAUAUGUAUUGUGCAGUUACUAAUCAUGAGUUAUUAUGUAGAGUUUUGUAUUAUAUGUAUAGUGCGGUUAAGUGUUGUAUGUCUGUGUUGAAAUUUUUGAUUUAUUAUUAAGAUGAACGAAGAUCAAUGGAUGUAUGACACUAUAAUGUCUGGAGAAGUUGAUAUGGAUGAUCAAAAUGAACAAGAAUGUGGUGUGAAUAAACCACAAGUUGAUUGUUCGGAUGCGUUCAAUACUUCUCAGGUGUUUGACAACCGAGAUGAUAUUUUGCAGUGGGCUCGAUCUGUUGCUCAUGAAAACGGAUUUGUGGCGGUCAUUAUAAGGUCUAACACAAACACUAGUAGUAGAGGAAAGACUUUGUUUGUAUUAAUUGACUGUGAAAAAAGUGGUGAGUAUAGGUGUAGGAAUAAAGAAUUUGUUAGAAGAAAUACUGAGACUAUGAAAUGUGGGUGUCCCUUCAAGUUUCGUGGCAAACUAGUGGUUGAAAGGCAAGGUUGGAUGAUGAAGUUGAUGUGUGGGAUUCAUAAUCAUGAACAUACCUGAAGUUGGUAAUUGUUAUCAGUAAUGCUUUGGGAUUGGGACUAGCUUUCAUUGUCGUUUGGGUGCUUUCCCUGGCCCAUUUGUAGGUCCAUCAAUAUUCCUUCAUUAUUAUGCUGCUUGGUUCAAAUUUCAGCUAGCCCAAUUGUGUCUAAUUGACUUGUAUAAACUUGGACUCUAUAACCAAUUAUAAAUAUAAGUAGUUGGGCUUUUGGCCUUUUUUA